GAGUACACCUGUGUCGUGUCUACUGUCAGUGGCAGCAUCACGUCCAGUGCUUAUGUUACUGUCAGGGGUAAGUCCAGCUGGUGUACAGCUGUGUCACGUCUGCUGUCAGUGGCAGCAUCACGUCCAGUGCUUUUGUUAUUGUCAGGGGUAAGUCCAGCUGGUGCACAGAUGUGUCAUCUCUGCUGUCAGUGGCAGCAUCACAUCCAGUGCUUUUAUUACUGUCAUGGGUUAUUCCAGCUAGUGUGCAGCUCAAAAUGUGGAAAUCCAUGUGUUGUUAAUGACUGCAGAUGUGUAAAGAUAUGUGGUAACCAUGAUGUAAACUUGUACACAUUGUCUUUGUCUUACAUAUUUUGUAGGUAUAGUUGCGUUUAGCUAAAACCGUGUGCGGUUUGGCACGCAAGAAUAUGUUUCUCUAUUUAACAUUAAUCAAUACAACAUGACGACCUUGUGCAUAUCUGUCCAGGGCCCCCCGGGGAACCUGCAGGUGUUCACGCCAGAGAGGGCAAGAACGGGUCCAGCUCAGUCAUAGGUAAUGUUGAGCUGUGGUGGCAAGAGGGAGAGUAUCAUGGCUUCCCUGUCACCAAAUACACCGCUGAGUACAUUUCUAUCUUUGAA
Lymnaea stagnalis (great pond snail) is the source of this 615-nucleotide messenger RNA. The record is from the annotation of a GenBank genome assembly. NCBI's taxonomy places the organism in Eukaryota, Metazoa, Mollusca, Gastropoda, Lymnaeidae.